Messenger RNA from Girardinichthys multiradiatus, 4826 nucleotides. It is a transcript of the gene gsk3ba, whose product is annotated as glycogen synthase kinase 3 beta, genome duplicate a. Gene Ontology annotation, biological process: negative regulation of canonical Wnt signaling pathway; protein phosphorylation; extrinsic apoptotic signaling pathway in absence of ligand. The coding region runs from base 867 to 2144 and encodes 425 amino acids. The transcript is spliced from 11 exons. Gene Ontology annotation, molecular function: ATP binding; beta-catenin binding; protein serine/threonine kinase activity. The record is from RefSeq and is a predicted model, not a curated record. NCBI's taxonomy places the organism in Eukaryota, Metazoa, Chordata, Actinopteri, Cyprinodontiformes, Goodeidae. Gene Ontology annotation, cellular component: nucleus; cytosol; cytoplasm.
GAUUGGCUAAAGUCACCACCCCAGGUCCAGCAUAUGCGCGUUCACGGUUUUCGUAUUCAGCGUCGCGAGAUACGUCAUCAGCGUGAACUCCUUUCUUUGACAUUAGUUUCUCUACGAAACUUGCGUACGUAACAUGCGCGGCGACAAAGACUGCCAGCCUGAAACCUAUGGGGAAGGAGUAAAAAAAGACAUUCGUCGCACUCUGUAUCGCAAGACCAUCAUUUUAUGAGAGGCUCACGGCUUUAGGGCCGAGGUACAGACGCCGAAAUUUCACCACGGACAAGCCGGAGCUAGCGCUAGCGUAAAGUGUGAAAAUUAGCCGCAAAAAGACUAGCGGCGGAGAGGUUUUCCGUUGGAGGAUCUUCAGGCUCUGGUAUAGUGAGGGAGCCGCCGCCAUGGCAGUCGGAUCAUUGAGGCUCCACAUCGGGAUAUGAAGAGGAGCUGCAUGUGUCCCUGAAUUGGCAAGCAAACGACUCGUUUUGAUUCUGUAUCGACAACCGAGCUAACCAUUGUUCAUAUUUGUGGAAAUCACCCAGAAAGGGACUUUAUAGCAAACAGAGGGGGACCACAGGGAGAGGCCAGAUUCAUGACUAUUUCUGUCGGAGACGUGUCUUGUGAGGCCCGUUGAAAGAAAAUCUGGACUAUAAAGGAGGAAAACGAUGCUCUGAUUGCCCGUCGGCGGGAGACAUAGGAUAGUUUUAUUUUGUGGCUAUAAAACAGCGUGCUAACAGGUUCUCUUUGUGCCUGUGCCCUUCUUCUGAGACACAGAUAUUAAUUUACUGCCACCCUUUUCUUUGGAUGAGAAGGUUCGGCGAAUUGAUCAGCCCUGCCGUUUAGCAAGUCAAAAGAAUCAAAGGGAUCGGAUCAUGUCGGGUCGGCCCAGGACCACAUCCUUCGCAGAGAGCUGCAAACCUGUGCCGCAGCCCUCUGCUUUCGGCAGCAUGAAAGUCAGCCGAGACAAAGAUGGCGGCAAGGUAACAACAGUCGUGGCCACUCCAGGCCAAGGCCCUGACAGGCCACAGGAAGUCAGCUACACGGAUACCAAGGUUAUCGGCAAUGGCUCCUUCGGCGUUGUCUACCAAGCAAAACUCUGCGACUCUGGGGAACUAGUGGCGAUAAAGAAGGUCCUACAAGACAAGAGAUUUAAGAAUCGUGAGCUGCAGAUCAUGAGGAAGCUGGACCACUGCAACAUAGUCCGCCUGCGCUACUUCUUCUACUCCAGUGGAGACAAGAAGGACGAGGUGUAUUUGAAUCUGGUUUUGGACUACGUUCCUGAGACCGUCUACCGAGUGGCCAGACACUACAGCCGAGCCAAACAGACGCUGCCCAUGGUUUAUGUUAAGUUGUACAUGUACCAGCUGUUCCGGAGCCUGGCCUACAUCCACUCGUUUGGGAUCUGCCACCGGGACAUCAAACCCCAGAACCUGCUGCUCGACCCGGAGACGGCCGUGCUCAAGCUCUGCGAUUUUGGCAGUGCGAAACAGCUGGUCCGUGGAGAACCCAAUGUGUCCUAUAUCUGCUCUCGCUACUAUCGGGCCCCAGAGCUCAUCUUCGGUGCCACUGACUACACCUCCAGCAUAGAUGUGUGGUCAGCUGGCUGUGUACUGGCAGAGCUGUUGUUAGGACAACCAAUCUUCCCUGGUGACAGUGGGGUGGAUCAGCUUGUGGAAAUUAUUAAGGUUCUUGGUACUCCAACCCGAGAACAGAUCCGCGAGAUGAACCCCAACUACACUGAGUUCAAAUUCCCCCAGAUCAAGGCCCACCCUUGGACUAAGGUGAGUCAGCAGGUCUUCCGACCUCGUACACCUCCGGAGGCCAUCGCCCUCUGCUCUCGCUUGCUGGAGUACACGCCCACGGCACGCCUCACCCCUCUCGAGGCCUGCGCACACUCCUUCUUUGAUGAGCUGCGUGACCCCAACAUCAAGCUACCCAACGGAAGAGAGAAACCCUCACUCUUCAACUUCACCACCCAGGAGCUAUCUAGUAAUCCCUCUCUGGCCUCCAUACUCAUCCCUGCUCACGCCCGCAGCCAGGCUGUCGCCUCGACACCAACCAACGCGUCUGCCACCACAGACGGCAGCAGCACAGAGCGAGGUCCCUGCACCACCACCGCGUCUGCCUCGGCCUCCAAUGCCACCUCCUGAGCCUGCGACCCCACUUGCCCCCCGCCCCGGUCUGCCCCGACCCACAGCCUCUCCAUUGCGCCCCCUGGCCAGGGGGUGAGCUGCGAUCAGCUCUGCUCCUGGCAGCGGCGCAGCGACGCUGAAGCGGCCCGGGGCUCAACAGCGACACAACAGCCCUGAGACAUGACCACAAGAACCCAGCCCCCCUGACCUCCAUCUCUGAUCCCCAGCUGUCCGAGCUCUCCUCCACCUCUCCGUGCUCUUCUAACAGGGAAGCGUAGGGGCCGAGGCGUUGACGACUACAAGUAUACUGUACAUGUAUACUUAAUGCUAUCCUCCUAAUGUUUGUAAGAGGACAAUCUGUAAAAAAAAAAAAAAAGUUUUUUGCUGUUCCCCUCAGCCCCUCCUGACUGCCCCCACCGCCCCGUAUUGUACUACAUCUCUGCAUCCUCCCCCCUCCUCCUCCUCCUCCUCUGGUUCCUCCUUUAAUGCAUGACCUGAGUACAGUAGGAUCAACCGGAAAAGGGGGGCUGCCACGCCCUUUCACCUCCGCAGACAAAGCAUGAGGCUCACGCAGACACACACUCAGACACACCCACAUCCUCUCGCACACGAUGAUGAUAAUGAUGAUAAUGAUGAUAAUGAUGGUGGUGUUUGUUGGAAAAAGCUUGGUGAAUCGGACGGUUUAUUUCCUUUGCCUCGGGUUGCAUUCAGUUCGUUAGCCGCCUGUUUUUAACCAUGGUUUUUAUUUUCUUUCUAUUUUGUACUCCUGGGCAGUGUUUUAGUGGGGGUGUGCGAUGGAUGUGACAUGUAUCUGCUCCUGUGCUUGUAUUAUAUAUACAUACAGUACAAACAAGCAUACACACACUUUAUAUAUUACUUUUCUUUAUGUAUAAAAAGUAUAUAUAGAUAUAAUGUAUAUUAACUACAGCGGUUCUGAAAUCAUUUAUGGUGAGCUCAUAUCUGGCAGAGUAGCGGCAAUAUUUGCUGCUGCCUAAAGACAGAUUUAGAUAAGUUGAUACUUUAUUUGUUGUUUCCGUUCUUGCUGGAGUCCAGCUUCUCUCCUCUCCUAUGUUGUGUGUAUUAAGGCUGUAGGUGGAUGUAGAGCACCCGCUUUAUUCCUUUUUGCCUUGGACUCUGUCCGUAACCGUGUGACAGUGCAGCGUCUCGACGAACCAGUUCUCCUGUCCGCAUCCGCCUCUCUCUUCCAGAUGAUCACAGGGUUUUGGUGUCGUCUUCUCGGCGAGCGCCAGCGGCGCUCUUUAAAAUGUUACCCACCUUUCAUCCUCGCAGCAAAGUGCAUAGAGAGCUGCUCGGUACAAUCCGAUUGUCUUUAUUUACCAAGAACACUCACUACAUUUAAAAAAGAAAAGGAAAAAAGCUGAAUUUGUAUAUACAGUAUAAAUGCUCCUCACCAAAAUUCUGACUUGUAUGUCUUGUAUCUUGUUUUUCAUGUUAUGAUUAUUUUUUUUUCCCCAUGUGUUCAGUGUAUGUAUAUAUGCUGACCCACGUACUGUUUAUGAGCAAAAACAAAGAGUUGGGAAAGAAAAAAAAGAAUCAGGGCAGAACUGAUGUUGUUCAUGGAUAUUGUUAGACGACGACGAGGAUCAGCUUUAUCCAGCCAUAAGUCCAAUCUUACCUGUACAGUACAGUAGAUAUCAGCUGUAUUAUUGUAACAAGAACUAGUCAUGUAUAGUGUAACUAUAGUUUGGAGUGCCUUUGCUUUCAUACACCUUCGCCUUGUCUCCUCCAUCACCCCCUCCCUCGAUGUUGUGACUCUCCCCUUGGUGCUGUUGAACGUCCCGCUAGCCGAGCCUCCUCAUCGCCCCCGUUUUCAUCGCACACUUCAUGUUUUAUACAGACUUUAAUUGUAAGGAUUACGUUGUCCUCAGCUGGAGAUACACUAUAGACAGGUGUUUAUUUUGAUAGAUGUUUUAAUCACAGGCACACGCGUGGACUGAUGAGGCAGAAAGAGGGCCUCGUAUACUGUACAUAGAGACUACAGUAGAGAUUCAGUAUUGCUCACAGUGUUGGUUGUGUUACCAAAGCCAAACGUUGAUGUAGUUGUGAUGAGCCAUCCUCAGAGGCAAUAACUCAGUUUUUUUCCCCCCCUUCCUCUCGCUGUCUGGAUAUUUCUGUUGUUUCCUGUCUCUCGUCUCUGGGCUGCGUAUCUUGACACAUAAACAGAGAGGGUUGGGGAAGAAUUCAGUAGCACCUAAGGAGGGUCGAGUCAUGUAGCCUUUCUCCUCGUCUCCUGCUUGCUGUAAUUUUGCAUUCAUGAACAUGUUGCUUCCCUCCACCGGAUUUGACCACUUUACCCCAACCUUGAACACCCAGUUAAAUAAAAACAAAAUGAUUACCAAAAAAAAAAAAAAGUAUGUUUACUAGUAUCACACGUCAUACUAGCAUAAAUACUACGCGUAUGCUAACUGGGUUUAACUGGGGUUAAAGAGACAGAAAAAAGUGAAAAAAAAAUACUACAAAUACAUCCUGUAUAACAGUACUACUACUUGAAUGCCUCUGUCUGUGACUGAAGAUUUCUGUUUUAAUUUUUUUUUUUUUGUUUUGCUCCUUUUGUUUCUGUGAAGGUAUGCUAAAUGUGCGCCUCUGUAAAUAUUCCUUCUGCGUGCUCCGAGGAAUAGUUCCCUGGUACUGUAAUUUGCAACAAAUAAAGAGUAGGAUAGCCUGGAAAUGAUCAAGGAA